AUGGUAGAAGACGGGCUACGGCCCUUAGGCUCCUGUAUUCCUCCUAAUACCUGGGUAUGGGUAGCCCCUGCUCGUUAUCCUCUGGGGGCCCCUCAGUGUGGCCCUCAGAGGGGGCCCCAAAUAGACCCUAGGGGGGGCCCCCGCCGUCUUGUGCGGCUUCUAGCCAUUCCGUCUAGACCCGAGGACCCUACUGGGGGCCCCUGUCGCUGUUGGCUGGGGGCCCUUUCAGUACCCAAGGGGAAGUGGAGGGGGCCCCCAAUAGGGGCCCCCUCCCCUACUGCCUCUGUAGGAGAGGAAACAAAGGGUCCCCCCGUCAAUGGUGUUUUAUCUACAACCUCUCCUCACAGUCACCCCCCGGAGGUCUCCAAGGGGGCCCCCCAAGGUGCCCCUGGGGCCCCGGCUGAGGGGCCCUCCGAGGGGCCCACUGAGCUUCCUUGUAUAUUUUUGCCUGGGGGGGUACUGCAUAGUCUAGGUGUAUCUGCAGGAGGAGAAAUAAAUGUAUGGGAGGCAAAGGACAUUAUUAAUAGGUCCAGUGGUUCGUCUUUGCCUCCUCCCUUCCGUGGUUUACCUAUAGCUCGUCGUUGUCAGCUGCAGCAACUGUACCCUCCAAAUAUAGACACGUGGGCCCCCUUGGGGGCCCCCAAUGGGGGGGGCCCCCUCUAUCCUUCUUCCUCCUUAGAGGCAAAAGGAGACACCCAAGAUGUCCUCGUAGACUUCUUCUGCGUCCCCCGUCUCCUUUCUCUUGGAGACACGUUUGCUGUAUUAAAGGUCCCCUAUAGGUAUGGGGCCCCCUCCGCCGGUUGCCCCUGCAGUGGGGGGGGCCCCCAAGAGGCCCUCCCGGAAGGGGCCCCCAAGGUUGACCCACAAGGGGCCCCCAACAGGUCGGGGGGCCCUGUAGGGGCCCCCGCUAACUGUCCCUGUUGUUUGUCUCUGCAUGAGGUAGAGCAUGCAGAGCGGUAUGGUCAGGGGGGCCCCCGUUGCAUGCGUUUAAGGUCUCGUUUAUUGCUGAAGGAAAACAGGUGCCCUUCUUGGGGGCCCCUCUUUGUUGAGGGGCCUAUAGGGGCCCCCAGUGUCUCUAAUGGGCCCACAGAGCUCGGGGACCCUCCCCAGGGGGACCCCCGGGAUAAUGGGGAGGAACCACGUAAAGAAGGAGGAGCAGCAGAAGGACAUGAGGGGGCUCCUUCCCCAUCUAAGCGUCUCCUGCAACGGCCCCCAACACAAAGGGUACUGGAGCGAUCCCCUUGUUUCAGCAGGGGGGCCCCAAGGGGGGCCCCACUAUGCCAUUGGGGCCCCGCAGAUGCUGUAUUCGGAUGGGGAGCUGCAGAGACACUCCAUGACGUUGCGUUCGUCUUUCGUGUUUCUCUCUUAGAGACUAAUCAAGACCCUACAGGGGGGCCCCCAGGCGAAGGGGGCCCCCCAGGGGCCCCCCAAGGGGGCCGCAACACCCCCUUGUGCGCGGUUGUUGUUAGAGACGGAACAGAUCUCUUGCUGCAGGAGGCCCCUAUCAGAGGGGCCCCCCCACCGUUCUUAGUGUCUCCUUUAGCAGCAAGAGGAGACAGAGGAAGUCUUCUACUAUGCGGAGACACAAAGUGUGGGGCCCUUUUCUUAUUGAGACGUGUAUGUGAUACAUUAGGCCUUAAUUGUCUCUCCCUUAAUUGUGCUGCACUGUCUCCUGCUGCAGCGGGAGCAGCAGCAGCAGCAGCAAAGGGUAUAGUGCAUGCAGAUGGGUCUGUUGCCCCUGGUGGCAAUAGUGCCCUCUCUGCUGCUCUUGUAGAGGGGGCCCACCGGGGGGGCCCCUGCGUCAUCUUGCUGCAGAACCUUACUACCCUAAUGGAGGCCCCAGGGGCCCCCUCUUCUCGUCAAGAUAGAUUAGAUGCUCUCUUAGCUGCUCAUUUACGUUGGUUUUUGGGGCCCCACAGGCAGAUAGGAGGGGUCGCCUGGUCUGAGGUUGGUGGGGGCCCCCUGGGGGGCCCCCAGGGGGCCCCCGUGGUAGUAGUAGGGGUAUGUGAGGGUACAGGAGACAAAGGAGGAGACAAUUUACUAAAAGAAUUAAGAAAUGCCUUUGAGGUAAUUGUGUCUAUUAAUAGACCUGAUGAGGAGACAAGAGAAAUA
Eimeria maxima is the source of this 2112-nucleotide messenger RNA. RefSeq lists its product as hypothetical. The record is from RefSeq and is a predicted model, not a curated record. The transcript is spliced from 7 exons. Lineage: Eukaryota; Apicomplexa; Conoidasida; Eucoccidiorida; Eimeriidae. The annotation marks the transcript as partial.